Entamoeba dispar SAW760 is the source of this 446-nucleotide messenger RNA. RefSeq lists its product as uncharacterized. The transcript has a single exon. The annotation marks the transcript as partial. The record is from RefSeq and is a predicted model, not a curated record. Lineage: Eukaryota; Evosea; Mastigamoebida; Endamoebidae.
AUGAACUAUAACGUUAUUAAAGCAUUAGAUCAAGAAGAAACAGGUGACCUUAUUAAAUACUUUAAUUAUACAGAUGGAAUACUUGAAGCUAAUUCAGGUGUUCAUGAUAAUAAAUGUUUAUCAAUUGAUUCAUCUGAUCCACCAUGUCCUGUACAAAAAGGAAUGUAUACAAAAUUAAAAUUAACAGAUGAAUCAAUUCAAAUUACAAAUAUAGAUAAAUCAUCUAUUACAGCAUUAGUUAAUAUUAAAAUUAAACCAAGUUCACAAUUUUGGAAUGAAUUAAAAGCACCAGGUAUUUCAAAUCCAGAAUUUGAUAAUAAAUGUGAAAGUAUAAAAAAUCAAACAGUUGUAUUCUUUGUAGGAUUAAAAUCAUCAACACAUUUAUUUGAUGCAUAUAGAGUAUAUUCAAGAAAUAAGAAAACAGCAUGGAACAAACAGAAGCAUUA